Puntigrus tetrazona (Sumatra barb) is the source of this 2230-nucleotide messenger RNA. It is a transcript of the gene ssb, whose product is annotated as small RNA binding exonuclease protection factor La. The record is from RefSeq and is a predicted model, not a curated record. Gene Ontology annotation, molecular function: RNA binding. Gene Ontology annotation, cellular component: cytosol; cytoplasmic stress granule; nucleus. The transcript has 12 exons. Gene Ontology annotation, biological process: positive regulation of translation; RNA processing. Bases 154 to 1359 code for a protein of 401 amino acids. Lineage: Eukaryota; Metazoa; Chordata; Actinopteri; Cypriniformes; Cyprinidae.
ACUCAAUUUCCCAUGAUUCUUCACCCGGUCGCUCAGCGUGACAUCAUAACAACGCGACGCCAUACCUUGAUUCACGUUCGGAUAGCGUUUAGUGUGGCGCUUGAUCGAGACCGGACAGAUUAGAGCUCAAGAAAAAAAAUAGUAUUUGCAGAGAUGGCAGACAAUCAGGAAAUGUCUCCUCUGGAGAAGAAGGUGUCAGAGCAGAUCGAGUACUAUUUUGGUGACCACAAUCUUCCUCGAGACAAGUUUCUGAAGGAGCAGCUGCAGAUAGAUGAUGGCUGGGUCCCUCUGGAGACCAUGCUGAAAUUUAACAGACUAAAGACUCUCACAUCAGAUCCAGCUGUUAUCGUUGAGUCUCUGCAAAAAUCUAAAGCGGGUCUGCUGGAGAUCAGCGAGGACGAAACCAAAAUAAGACGAGAUCCGAGCAAACCUCUUCCAGAGAACAAUGAGGAGUACAGGGACGCGCUGAAACACAAAUCCAUCUACAUGAAAGGUUUUCCUCUUGAAACCACGCUGGACCAAAUUCAAGAGUGGUUUGCAGAUAAAGGCACAGUUGAGAACAUCUACUUGAGGAAAGGAGCCCAGAAGACUUUUAAAGGGUCGAUCUUUGUGGUUUUAGAGUCUGAAGAAGCUGCCAAGGCUUUUGUGGAGCGCACUGAUGUCAAAGAGUACAAAGGGAACGAGAUGAUCGUCAUGAUGAAAGAGGACUACUUUUCUAAAAAGCUCGCAGAGAGAAAGCAGAAUCGCGUGGAAGCUAAAGCUAAAGCAAAAAGUGAAAAGGAGGACAAGCAGAAACAAGCUGAAGAAGAAGAGAUGAAAUCCCUGAAUGAUCAGCGAGGCUGCCUGCUGAAGUUCUCCGGGGAACUGGGAAACACAUCCAGAGAGGAUUUCCACACCGUCUUCUCCAGUCAUGCUCAGAUCAAGUGGAUUGAUUUCACCAGAGGAGCUAAAGAGGGCACCAUCCUGUUCCACUCAAAUGCCCAGGAGGCCCUGCAGAAGGUCCGAGAGGCCAAAGGAGGAGAAGAUCCUAAGGUUAAAGAGCAGGUCGUUCGUUGGGAGGUACUUGAGGGCGAUGUAGAAAUGGAGACGCUGAAGAAAAUCAUCGAGGAUCAGCAGGAGUCCUUGAACAAACGUAAAGGAGGCAGAGGAGGUUACAGGGGUCGUGGAAGAGGCAGAGGAGGACGCAGAGACCGAGGGGGAAGAGAUCAGACCCAGUUCAAGGGAAAGAGGACCAAGUUUGAUAGCGAUGAAGAGGGAGAUGAAGAACAAGACACUCCAAAGAAGAGACCUCUGGAGUCUAACGGUCGAAAUAAUGAAGAGCCGGCUUCCAAACAGGCAAAAAGUGAAAACGGCUCUUAAGAACCGUGGCCUUAUUUUUGUAAAGUAGAUUUCCCCCGAAAAUUGAGAAACCCGGAAAAAAUGCGUUCUCCGAGUACUACUUGUGUCAAAAGCUGCAUAAAACCUUAACGUCACAUUUUUUCCUUUUGAACAAACAUACUGGGUGCCUGGAAGUUAUUUAUUUGCCGACACACACACUUACGAUUGCUAGUAUGAUUUAAGAUCUCAUCCUCGGGCUCUAUAAACAUCGUUUUUUAAAAUCUAUUCAGCUCAAGCAGUUCGCUGGAAGCGCUCGUGUAACCAUCGACGUCUUUAAUUGCCGACGAUCUGCAGAAUCUACACGACUGUGUUUUGAGCGCGAGCAAAAGGCUGAUUAUCGGUUCUGACAGCAGUACUGUGUUAUCAUACAACCGUUUGGGGCCUGUGAGUGAACUUAUGAAGGUUUGGAUGGUGUCGGUGUCAUUUUUAGUAAUAAGCAUUGGUCAAGCUAUUUUUUUUCCCAUUAACCUGCUAGAUUAUUCCACUGCUUUUGUCACUUGGGACGGAUGUGACGGAAGACGAUAGGUGUGUGUUAUCCUUGUUUCUUUUUAUACGUUGCUGUAAAGUUGCUUUAAGUGGCUGCAGAGGCAUGUAGAUCUGGAGAGUUUUCAUUAAGACGAUUUAGAUUUGACUGAAUUUUCUUUUAAAUAGUGUUUUCCUUAUCACAGCAGCAGAAACGUGUCUCUUAAUCUAAAGUGCUGUUUUAGACGCCAUGCUUCAUAUUUACCCCUUCAGGGCUUCAACGAGCACUCGUUAUUUUUUUUUUUUUAUGUUUUUUACUGUCUGUCAUCCCUUGAGAUGAAUAUUACACCAAUUGAGAAAUCCAAUAAAGUUUUGAAAAUCUAAAUAUUAA